UAUAAAGCCUCAGUGAACUUUACAGCUGGAAGCCAGUAAAAAACUUUAUCAAUUCAAUUUGUGAUUUUGCUUUGUCGUAAACAUGAGCGUCAGAUGGAGUAAAGCCCGUUUUUUAGAUUGGAAGUAUUUCACGGUCGUUUGUCCGUCAAUUCUGUAAAGGUGCCUGGUAUGGUCUCAAGUUGAAUAACGAACCGAUGUUAAUCGCACCCGGUUCGUUAUGCAAUUGAUAGCAAGUUUUUUUUAUCCUUUCAAAAUAUACUCGAAAUCUUUAUCAAUCCAUUGAUUGUACCCCCAGUUGACGUUUAAUGUAUAAAUUAAAAAUGCUUAAGAAGUGUGUUUCAAAAAUACGAUUUUAAUGCACCGGUUUGGUUUAAUAAAAGAACUGGACAUUAAUUGCUUGUAACAACUGCUUCUUGACCAAAAAGGUUCUACAACAAACACCUUUGAAAUCUGGUAUUGAAUUUUGUAAAUAUAAUAGUUGACUUAAUAUAUUGGAAAAUAUGAGUGAAAGCAUGAAAACAGUGUGGCAAAGGGCUGACGCAGUUUGUUUUGACGUUGACUCGACCGUGAUCAGAGAAGAGGGUAUAGAUGAACUGGCCAAGUUUUGUGGGAAAAGUACUGAAGUCAAAGAACUGACAAAGAAAGCUAUGGGCGGAUCAAUGAGUUUUAGGGACUCCCUUUCAAUGAGACUGAACAUUAUAAGGCCAAGUAUGAGUACAAUUCAAGACUUUAUUAGAACACACCCACCGACACUCUCUCCAAAUUUGAAAAGCUUAGUUAAUGUCCUUCAUAGAAAAGGUGUUCCCGUUUAUCUCAUCUCCGGCGGUUUCAGAAGCAUUAUAAGCCCAGUUGCUCUUCAGUUGAAUAUUCCUCUAGAGAAUGUUUUCGCAAAUAAAAUGAAAUUUUUCUUCAAUGGCGAAUUUGCCGGAUUUGAUGAAAAUGAACCAACAAGCAGUAACGGCGGAAAAGCAAAAGUAAUCAACUACUUAAAAAAUAAAUAUGCCUACACAAAUCUUGUUAUGAUAGGUGAUGGUGCAACUGAUGCUGAAGCCUGCCCUCCUGCAGACGCAUUUAUCGGUUAUGGAGGAAAUGUCGUGAGAGAAGAAGUUAAACAAAAAUCUGAAUGGUUUGUGACAGAUUUUAAAGAACUUAUCGAUGAAUUAAAUUAAUAAUUCUACUUAUUAUGUUAUUUUAUUGUUAAUUUUUACAUAACAAAUUAUUUGUGUAUUAAUUUUACAUGGAAUGAACAAUUGUUUGAAACUAUAAUCGUUACAGUAAAAGUUGUUGAAAAACUUAAUUUUAAUUUUUAAGUCAAAGACAUACCAUUAGUUUUAAAUUGAUCUAUCUACAAUAUUGCUACUUAUUCGUCAUUCAUUUUUUGUUGGGUCGUCUUUUGAAAGCUGUACUAUUUCUUCUUUCACCUUCAAUUGAAGUUUCUCUACAUUACCCAGAGUGAAAUGGUCAGAUUUACUCAGUGCAUAUAGAUCCUGUAUGAACUCUUCUAAUUUAUCUAUAAUAACGAUAGUUCUCAAUGUGUCAGGUGAAAUCUAAAAAUUUUAAUCUCGUUAUAACAUUUAAUAUAAUAUAAUAUCUGGCCAAAUUGUAUUAUCACUUACAGGCUUAGAAACAGCAAGAGUCAUAGCCCUUUUUCGGCAUAUAUUCUCAACAGUUUUUAAAGCAUUUUCUUUGAAGGUUUUUGGCAAAGACGUCGUUAGCAUGACUUUCAAGCCAUAGUUUGUAAUGUUUGUUACUCCUUUUUGAAGUCGGAAUGUGAAUAUAAGUGGGCUGUUCUCUCCUGGAUCUAUAGCUUCCAAAUGAUAACUAGAUAA
This is a messenger RNA of Cimex lectularius (bed bug), 1829 nucleotides long. RefSeq names its product phosphoserine phosphatase (gene aay). Gene Ontology annotation, molecular function: magnesium ion binding; L-phosphoserine phosphatase activity. Bases 501 to 1169 code for a protein of 222 amino acids. The record is from RefSeq and is a predicted model, not a curated record. Gene Ontology annotation, cellular component: cytoplasm. The transcript has 7 exons. NCBI's taxonomy places the organism in Eukaryota, Metazoa, Arthropoda, Insecta, Hemiptera, Cimicidae. Gene Ontology annotation, biological process: L-serine biosynthetic process; dephosphorylation.